CCUUGGUGAUGCUGAGUGCGAGACUGAGUGUGUCGUCGGAAAACGUCAACCCAGUGGCACUCCUCACCUCUCUUCUCAUGCACGACUACAUGUUGCCCAAACUCAUGCUGAAGCAGGCCCCCAAUUUCAACGUGUCAGCUGGAGGGUCCUCGGAGACGCAAGCAAGUGCUCAGAGGAGACUGUUCGCAGCACCCUACACCUCUGUGACCUGUCAGGGAGUGCACUGUGUGAGUGACAUCUGUUCUCUCUCCAAUGCAUUUCCCAUCAUUGAUCUAGUGAGGCCAUUCGUGACUGUGCUUAAUCAUGUGGGCUUCAUCUGUCCAAAUGCACUGGCAGACUCUUUGCUUCCCAUCAUGAAUGAACAUGGAGACAUCAGUAACUUUCUGAAGGGAGACCCCCUGAAGACAACAGGAUGGGCCAACAUCUACCUCCUCCUCUCUCCCAUUGUGAAGGAGCUGCUGCAGAACAGUCUCCUCUGUCUGUUCGAGACAUCCGCACCGCCUGUCUCCACUACCCUCCCAAUGUACUCGGCAGGAUCUUUGGGGGAGCAGCCUUUUUAUCAGAGUCUAGGUGAGCUGCCGUGUGGGUGUCGACUGAGGAACAGCAGAAGCAACACCAACAACUACAACAGUAGCAGCAGUCCCGCCAGUCCCUCAUUCCUCACAGCUGCUGCAGCUGCCUCCGCCUCACCAUCCUACUCCGAGAGAGUGUACGAGUGUGUGAGUGAGUACAUGAGACUGCUGUCCACUGCCAUCUAUUCCCUCUCGCCCGCUCUGCUCGCAUUCUUCUCCCAACUGGACAGACUGUGCAUGGAAGAGGAGGCGGCAGGCUACUCAGUGCCCAACCACUCCCUCCUCCUCUAUGUCAUCUGCAGGUGCACCAUCCACUACAUCAAGAACCAGAAUUACAUGCACGACGAAGUGCAGAUUGGGGCUCUGAAGAAACGAGAGAUGAAACUGCUGAAGAAAUUCAAGGACAGUCUGAAAAACCUCUUCUGUUCACACGAGAAGUCGCCUAAUUGGACUGCAGAUCAAGUGAACAUGUACAACGUCAGCAGACCCCAGGUGGAAAUACUGGGUCAGAAGUUGAACAGAUUUGUGAAGAGUGGCUCAUCUCGAGCAGCUGGGCCAGGAGCAAACGCAGUGGAUGCCGAGAAAAACUUUGCUGACGAUGUCCCCAUUUCAGUUCUGGACGACCAGGUUCUGAAUGGUUGUCAGUUGGUGUGGAGCACGGCUGAGGGCAGAAUCUCCCUGGUGCAGGCUCACCACAUCAUAAAAGCGAAUCUAUCUUGGAUCGAACACGAACUGCACGUCUCUUCCCUCAAUCGAACCAACAUUCCAUCCCCGUCUGCAGGUCAACAAGAACAACAAACCCGAACAGCAGCAUUUCAACCUGCUUCGAGUAAAUCUGCAAUGAACUCGACUGAUUCAAAUACAACUGAGUUCCAGAUACCGUCUGCACCUGUGUGUGGUCCCUUGACUUGCAAUUCUGGGAAGAUACACAGUUUAGAAAGUCUUAACCAGCAGUUAGACUGGGAUAACUUGUUUUGCGUAGACCUGGGCAUUUCAAAGUUGGCGCUGAAAAAAUUGAUUGUCAACAGACCUGAAUUUCAAGACGAGUCAAUGCUUCUAACGGGAAUGGCGGAAUGUUUUGAAAGUGAACAAAGUGUGAGUAAAAAUGAAACUAUGACAGAUUCUGAUUUGGUCGAAGAUUCAUUUCAAAAGGAAUAUUCGAAGAUGGAGACCAAUUUUGAAGUGGAUAUUGCAAAUCAAAGACUCCAAAAUGAACAGAGUGUAGCGCAGCAACGAAAAAUAAUGAUCAAUGAGAUUCGCGAAGCGUUACAUUUGUAAAUUAUGAUAAAAAUAUCAGCUAUGUUUGCCAUAGGAAAGCACAAAAAAUCCUUAAAUUAGAUGUAAAUUAUCCAAAUUAUGUAAAAUGCACCUUAAGUAGCUUAAAGAUAUUUAUUUUGAAUGUUAUAUAUUUUUUUGUAAAUUUUAGUAAAUGUAAAUACAAGUAGAAU
Messenger RNA from Symsagittifera roscoffensis, 2020 nucleotides. RefSeq lists its product as uncharacterized. Lineage: Eukaryota; Metazoa; Xenacoelomorpha; Acoela; Convolutidae. Bases 9 to 1850 code for a protein of 613 amino acids. The record is from RefSeq and is a predicted model, not a curated record. The transcript has 8 exons.